AUGCAUGCUUACGGAGCAGUAGUAUACGUUAAGGUGGCAGGUCAAGCAACAACGCACUCGAACAUUCAUCUUCUAGUCUCAAAAACAAGGGUGUCUCCACUUAAGUCUAAGCUAACUCUUCCAAGAUUGGAACUAAUGGGAGCUCUUGUCGCUGCAAGGCUAGUACACUACGUCAGAACAGCCCUAUAUGACUGUACAGUGGACAGCCACUUCUGGACAGACUCGACCAUAGCUCUUGGAUGGAUUCGGCAGGACCCAUCUCGGUGGAGCACAUUCGUAGCAAACAGGGUUGCUGAAAUUCGGUCUCUAACCGACCCUGGCUUGUGGAGACACUGCACCGGAGACUCUAACCCAGCAGACUUACUGACCAGAGGUGUUUCAGCGCAGCGUCUAGUGGCGGAAGAAUUGUGGUGGCAUGGUCCGCCGUGGCUUAAAAGCGACCCUUCUGAAUGGCCAAUGGAUGCUUCAAGCGGGCAAGACGUCGAAGACGAGGUCCGAAAAGCUCCACCAAAAGGCCAAACAAGUGUCCAGUUGCUUACAAAAUCAGCGGAAGACAUCAUUGAUCUUCCGAAGUACAGUUCGUUGGACAAACUUUUGUUUGUGACGUCAUAUAUCCUACGGUUUGUCAACAAUGUUAAGAACCCAAGACAGAGGAUUGCUGGAGCGCUCUCCUCCAGUGAGAUACAGGUUGCGAAGUUAAAAUGGAUACGUAGAGUGCAAGGAGAAGUUUAUCAGAUCAAAAUCGAAAAUGGGCAAACUGCAUCCCCGAUGCUGAAAGAUCUUCAGUUUUUCAUCGACGAUGAAGGAAUUCUCCGAGCGAAAGGUCGUCUUCAGCAUAUAAAUGACGAAGAGCGUAUCAAGCAUCCCAUCAUCUUACCCAGCGAUCAUCAUUUCACAACGCUCGUAGUAAUGAAAGCUCAUGACAGGGUCUUACAUGGAGGAGUGCUGAGCACUCUCGCUGAACUGCGUGAGGAAUUCUGUGUGCAAAGAGACCGCCAAACAGUGAAGCGCGUUAUAAGCAGGUGUGCUCUGCUGCGCCAGAUACAGAGCUAA
Molecule: messenger RNA, 1053 nt
Organism: Ornithodoros turicata
Lineage: Eukaryota; Metazoa; Arthropoda; Arachnida; Ixodida; Argasidae
Exons: 1
Coding region: 1-1053 (350 amino acids)
Source: RefSeq, a predicted model, not a curated record